Pimephales promelas (fathead minnow) is the source of this 2279-nucleotide messenger RNA. RefSeq names its product atonal bHLH transcription factor 8 (gene atoh8). The record is from RefSeq and is a predicted model, not a curated record. Gene Ontology annotation, molecular function: protein dimerization activity; E-box binding; DNA-binding transcription factor activity. Gene Ontology annotation, biological process: positive regulation of transcription by RNA polymerase II; anatomical structure morphogenesis. NCBI's taxonomy places the organism in Eukaryota, Metazoa, Chordata, Actinopteri, Cypriniformes, Leuciscidae. Gene Ontology annotation, cellular component: nucleus.
CUAUAUACAAUUUAUUAAUCUAUAGUUUUACAAGUGACCUUAAUCGUCACAUGCAGACAUCAACAUUCAGCAUGCAAACACACUAACAUUUAACAAUCAAAUUAAUUUUAAUAAGUUGUGGAACAUUAAAAUACACUUUCAUUCUGUUGUGCUAAUAGUGACAACAAAGCAAGAAAAGACUUGUUAGUUUUAAGUAGCUUUUAAUAACGACUUUGGGGUUUACAGUGAACAAUAACCUUUAGGGGUGUAACGAUAUCCUCGUGUCAACAUUUGAUACAUAUCACAAUAUGAUAUUAUUAUUGCAAUACACCAAGACAUAUAUUAAAAGGUUAAACAAAAUUAACAUUUAAAAUGCUUUUGGGGGUGAAAAUGGCUUGGACUUGGUGCUGGAAACCCAAUCAGGACAAUAGAGACAUAACAGUAUUCAGGAUUUUGACUGGUAACAUAAAACAUUUGGCAUUAUUAGGACCCACAAAUAUUCCUCCAUUACAUUAUUAUACUUUAUAUUAAAUAUUAUUUAUAGUAGUUUAAUGUACUGACACUAAAACUCUGUAAUUUUAAUUUCGGGUGAAAUAUACACAAUCCAUAUUGUCACUAUCCACAAUAUUGUUGCGUUUUUGAAUUACAAUAUAUUGUGACACCCCUAAUAAAUAAUUGUAGAAACUGAGAUGUUGAUAUUGCAACAAAUUGCUCCUGAAUAUCUAUCUAGGCUAUUAUUUAUUUAUUUUUAUUUAUUUUUUUAAAAGUUUAUAAUGCAUUACAGCCAUCAAACCUCACUUUUUAAACAAAGACAGCCUAUUAAGUCCGACAAUAUCGUAAUUAUUAUGAUUUUUUAUAAUUAUGAUUAUAUGAUACUAUCAUUUGAAAAACUGUCGAGAGAAUGCUUUCAUUGGAAAUGUGUCAGAUCCUCUUGAGGGUUUAUUUUGGGCGGUCUCUCGGCGCUGACUUAUCUCACCAACAGGGGCUUCUGUGUUAACUGAGGCUGAAUAAACACAGAUGAACUGUCGAGCACAUUCACAAAAAUGUCCUGGCAAUGUCUGCCUGACUUCACGGGACUCUUGGACACCACAGGAGAAGCACGUCACCUCAAAAAUACACUGACAUGGAGUUUUAAACAAGCGACGCAGACAUGCUCGUCCUAGAAGACUUGACUGCAGCUGACAGAGGGCUGGUUUGACACUUACAGCGUGCUUUGUGUAUCACCUCUCAACAACAUUUAUCUUCUUUUCAUUUUUUUAUAUUGGAUUUUUAGUCAGGGUGGACAUCCGAAAUGAAGAAUCCACAUCUAAACGGUCAUUGCAAGAUCCUGAACACGGUAUCAGGAGACAAGAAAUUUAAACGGAAAUCACGAGAUCCAAUUAAGCGUGUCAGUGAAGAUCAUUUGCCUUACUUUAAACUGUAUAAGAACUCGCAUCUAAUGCCAGAGACUCUGGGAGACGCUUGUCCAAAAGAGACGCACGCUUCGGAAAUCGAUUCGGCCAGUGUGGGAAACGAAAUUUUAAACACUGCCAUAGAUAUGAGGAUUAACACCGUGAUUUCUGGAGAGAUACCUGACUCGAAGCUAAGAUCCAUCUCCGAGAAGACUGUCAAUAGCAAAAUUGCUCAAACAAACUCGCAUGUUUCGGCUUUGAGCGGUUCACAGGUUUUUCCCUUGGAGCGUGUUGUGUUUUCUCCGCGCGCAGCCUCGCAGGCGCCUGACGCCAGCGGCAGAAGCGAGCGCGCGGAGUCUCCUAGGAGACGCACUGGAGAGCCGUCGGGCGUCGUCACGGAGAUCAAAGCCAUUCAGCAGACACGAAGACUACUGGCGAACGCGCGCGAGAGGACGCGCGUGCACACCAUCAGUGCAGCCUUUGAGGCGCUCAGAAAGCAGGUACCCUGCUACUCUUAUGGGCAGAAGCUUUCCAAGCUGGCUAUAUUAAGAAUAGCUUGCAACUACAUACUGUCCCUUGCACAGCUUGCCGACCUGGAUUAUUCGCCAGACCACCGCAACGUGAGCUUCAGAGAGUGUGUGGAGCAGUGCACUAGAACUCUGCAGGCCGAGGGUCGCUCCAAGAAAAGGAAGGAAUGAAAUGAAGAAUGUCUUCUGUGAAUUUGGAGAAAGAAGGAACUCAAUCAAUUAACAUGAAGACACUUUCCCCAUGCGGGAAAAGAACCCUGUAAUUUAAUGAAAGUGUAAAGUUUUACACUGCACUAUUGACAUUAUACAGCUAACAGUGUCGAAAACACAAUCCCUGUCUAGGCUCUAAAUAUGCGAUUCUAUAACUUUUGCACAGCACAAA